This is a messenger RNA of Colletotrichum fioriniae, 897 nucleotides long. NCBI's taxonomy places the organism in Eukaryota, Fungi, Ascomycota, Sordariomycetes, Glomerellales, Glomerellaceae. The record is from RefSeq and is a predicted model, not a curated record.
AUGCACGAUGUUGGCGAGGUCAGAAUCAUCUUAUACAUGAAUGCGAACGGACGAAUAGCAGAUUCUUUCCACUGGGCGCAUGCAACCGCCGUCAAGUGCGAGGGGCUCGCGAAAAGAGCUGCCACGGGCGCAGAAAACAAUGACGGAUUCUCGGACGCCUUCCGCAGACUAUUCUGGGUCGCUCUGAUUUACGAGGGCGACUUUGUGUCCGAGAUCUCAAUAACAUUACCCUCAGGUAUAGCGCGAUACGAAGACGUCGUGCCCUAUCCAGCCCCGGAAACACCCAAGCAGCACAAAGACUUCACCAUGGCCCACGCGACACUGGAGGCAGAUGUGGCGAGUCCGGCAUCUACGUCUUUUGACAGGACCGAGGAACUCGUCGCCUUCCAGAUCAGCACCAACGCGGCAAUCAGGCGUUUCCUUAACCGGGUCAACAGCGUCGUCUUUGAUAGCAAAGACCAGUUCCGCAUGACGCGCACCAACUACGCCAACUGGCUACUGCGAAUCACCGAGGAUCUUUGGUCCUAUCACGGUGCGCUUUACCGCAAUCUCCCCGAUUUCCUACUCACGAGCCAGCCUAGACGAACGCCUGGGCAACAGCCGGAGUAUGCGAGUUCGCCCAUGACGCCUGGUAUCAUCAGAGUUGAGGAAUUGGGGAACAAUCCAUGGAAUGUGCUGAGGCUCAAGGGUCGGUACUAUGCGGGACAGUACAUCAUUCAUCGCCCUUUCAUCGAGUACGUGAUGUUGAACAUGGCGCACUUCGAGACGCAUCCGUGCCGGGAGGCGAUAUUGGAGCGAUGUCGAAUGUGCCUUGAGGGGUGCAAGGGGUUCAUCAACGUGUUCGACAUUGAUCCUGCCAACAGCAUCACUGGAUUGUUCGCUGGAGGGAUGGUGUAA